Molecule: messenger RNA, 240 nt
Organism: Blepharisma stoltei
Lineage: Eukaryota; Ciliophora; Heterotrichea; Heterotrichida; Blepharismidae
Source: the annotation of a GenBank genome assembly
AUGCACAUCAAAUCUCAAUAUAAAAAAUUGGGUUAUUCUGGGUGAUUACAAAAUCUUUUGGAAAUAGUUGAUGAGGUCAUUUGCCAACUUUUUGGUGCAGCAAGAUCAAUUUUUCGCCACUUUAUAUUAUUUUUUUGGCUUCUUAUUUUGAUAACAGAUACAAAGUUUGAGCAUUUAGAACUUCUUAUUUUAGGAAAGAGAUUUAUGCAUAUUUACCUUGAAUACCUCUGCAAGAAGUAG